CUCUGGAUGAGACCUUAGUGGUAAGAGGGGAAAUCAGAGCAUACCUGCCAGUGCUUCUUAAAGUGCCCCAAUGGUUAUACCUAGGGCAGAGCUGCUUCUCGGCUUUCCCGAAUGGAUUAUCCUCGCUGUAACGGUCGGCAUUCUUCUGUAUCUGUAUGCUUCCCGGAGUCGCAACUGGUGGAAAAAUCAAAGAAUUCUUUCCGAGCCAUUCGCCUUGCUAUUUGGUCCGAGUUUGAAGGUUCUUUUCAAACCUUUUCAUGAGAUCGAUGCUGAAAGGUACAAGAAAUAUGGAAGGUUUUUCGGUGGCUUUGAGACUGGAAGAGCCGUUCUGUUCGUCGCGGAACCUGAGCUGGUGAAGCAAGUUUUGGUGAAGGAUUUCCCGCACCUCUCAAACCGAAGAACGUUCGUAUUUUUCGACCCUCUGCUGGACAACAUGAUGAGCGUUGCGGCUGUGGACCAGUGGCGCAGGAUUCGACCAGCUGCGAGUCCGGCAUUUUCCACCGGAAAGCUGCGGAAGAUGAAUUCCUUGAUCGAGGAUUGUGCCAUUGUGACAGCGGAACACCUGAAGAAGGCGGCAAUGAACGAAGAGGAUAUUGACAUCAAGCAGUUCUUUGGGAACUAUGCGCUGGACGUGAUUGCACGCUGUGCCUUUGGCACACGCCUCGACUCUCACUCCGAUCAGACAAACGAGUUCGUCACCAAGGUCAGGGAGUCCUUCUCCGGAGUAGUGACACCACGCCUGUUCGUGUUCUUUGUGUUGCCAGCGAUUGCGAGAAUCUUCAAAAUACGACCUUUCAAGCGGGACACGUUUCUCUACUUCAAAGAACUCGGACAGAACAUUAUCAGAAAGCGACGAGAGCAAGAAACUCGUUGCGAAGACUUUCUGCAGUUGAUGGUGGACGCCCAGGAAGGAAAGCUCUCAGCGGCAAUCGAAAAUGGCUCCGAACGCGACAACAAACUUUUCAACCUCGGGUCGGAGUUGAAAGUAGAUGCCUCGUUCUCAUCAGAAAAGGCGCUCACUGAAGACGAAGUCAUGGCGCAGUGCGUACUUUUCUUCGUGGUCGGUCAAGACACGAAUUCAACUACGAUAGCGUACACGCUCUAUCUGUUGGCUAUUCACCCCGAAAAGCAGGAAAAGCUCAGGGAUGAAGUGGACGAGUGCUUCAGGAUUCAUGGAGAUCACCCCAGCUUGGACGUUGUCAUGAAGUUGCAGUAUCUGCAUUGUGUUGUCUCAGAGGCCCUUCGCAUGUACCCUCCCGCGACACGACUCGAGCGAACACCUCCCGAGGACUACGUUCUGGGUGAUACUGGUGUGACGGUGAGGAAAGGCGAUUUGAUUCGAGUUCCCGUCUACUCCAUGCACUACGACCCGGAGUACUUCCCUGACCCAUUCACUUUCAAGCCGGAAAGGUUCAACGAGGAGAACGUCGGCUCCAUCCAGCCGUACACGUACCUUCCUUUCGGUGCUGGACCACGCAACUGCAUCGCCAUGCGGUUCUCUCUGCAGACCGUCAAACUGUGCGUGAUGCACACCGUACACAGCGUCAGGCUGGUUCAAACUGAAAAGACCAAGGUUCCCCUGGAAUUCCAGAAUGGGUUUAGGCUGCUCACCGCAAAGGACAUCACCCUGGGAAUCCGGAAAAGGACGUAACAAGAGGCCAUCGAGCCUUAGUUGUCAAAAAAUGUCUGUUAAGCCGCAAGAAUAUAAAGGAGCAGCUAUCCGAGUGGCUACAUCGGCAAGAAUGCACCUAUUGGAAAGUAGUCUGCUUUCCUCAAAUACAAAUAAAACUAAAUUUAUUAUUUUUAAGUCCCCGUUUAAGGAAAAGCCUUUUAAGCAACCAUUCCCUAUUAAGAUUGACCGUGACGAAAUAAAAAAAAGGUCGAAUCAGUGCUCUACAUUUAAGGGUAACCCUCGAUUCCGCUGUGAACUGGAAGCCUCAUAUCGACAGGCUGUGUGGUAAGCUCUCUUCCGCAUGCUUCGCACUGACAAAGGUGCGGAGUAAUUUCAGUUUCGAAACGUUGAGAACCUUGUAUUUUUGUCUCCUUCAUUCUCACUUAGCGUAUUGUAUUGAAGCCUGGAGUUUUACCUACAAGAUAUACUUGGAGCCUGUAGUACGGCGUCAGAAGAGUGCUUUGCAGAUAAUUAACUACACUAGCUUUACUUCACCGUCACAAAGUCUUUCUUUUUUUUGCGAACAAAGUGAUGUCAUUAUCGCACCUACGACAUUACCGUGUUGCCUUAUUAGUCUGCUCGAUAACGAGAUGCAACACGCCAUUUUCUGCCACUAUCUUCGAUGAAUCGACAUUUAACAGUCGCAGCGUUACUCGAGAAAUUUCGGGUCGCGAUAUGUCACAAGUACGGCCAGCGAAGCAUACAUUGUAUAGGUGUCAAACAAAGUAACUCGCUUCCUGUAAACAUUGAGCAGUCAAUUAAUUUUAAUACUAUGAUAAAAGAAUUCUUUCUUUCUGAUCUAAUUAAUGAAGCUGAUAACGAUGUUAACAACUGAAUACAGCGUUGCUGUCAUGCUUUCUCGUUGUUUUUAUGUAAGUGUGCAUGGAUGUAUAGUACUGGGAGUGUAAAUGCCGGCAUACCCUUGUUGUUACUCGACAUAGCGUGAAUCAAAUGCCUCUAUAGCAUAUCAGUGUGCAUUCUUGCUGCGUUGAUUGAUUAAAAAUUACCUGUUACCGUACUGCAAACAGCUAAAAGCGGUAUAAUGCUUAGCCAAUUCUUUUAUGUGUAACAGUUUCAUGUAAUCUUAUCGCUAGCACGCACGUGUGUGCGGGCUGCCGUGGGAGGGAGGCCAUGGGUCUUGUAUCAGAUACGGGCUGCGCCUCACCGGCGGUCGGGGUCUACCGUCGUGGGCGACACUUAGCACUUUGGACAGCAACUAAGCCGUCCCGCGUUUGGCUGCUGAUGGCUGUGUCGUUGGCGCGCGCCCCAGCCGGGAGGUGCCAUAGCUUUUUCGCUCCUGCGGCGGCCUGCACCGUAGUUAAUUGGUUUUUGCUUGGUUGCAGUUCCUUCUCUCUUUUUUUGUUCGUUUGUAUGAUAAAAGAAAGUAUGAUUGUG
Dermacentor albipictus is the source of this 3067-nucleotide messenger RNA. Its product is annotated as cytochrome P450 3A24-like. Gene Ontology annotation, molecular function: oxidoreductase activity, acting on paired donors, with incorporation or reduction of molecular oxygen; heme binding; iron ion binding. NCBI's taxonomy places the organism in Eukaryota, Metazoa, Arthropoda, Arachnida, Ixodida, Ixodidae. The record is from RefSeq and is a predicted model, not a curated record.